AUGGUUCAUUUGGGUCCAAAAGCUCCCCAACACAGAAAGGGAACCUUCAGUGGUGUUAACGAACAAUUACUCGCGGUAAUCAAGGAAUACGAAGGCUUGUUGACCGUUUCCGGAGAAAAGUUGAGACAGAUUGUUGAUCACUUUGUCGGAGAGUUGAACAAGGGUUUGUCCAAGGCCGGUGGUAACAUUCCUAUGAUUCCUGGUUGGGUCAUGGAAUUUCCUACGGGUAAGGAAAAGGGUGAUUAUCUUGCCAUUGAUUUGGGUGGAACAAACUUGAGAGUUGUUUUGGUCAAAUUGGGUGGUGAUAGAACGUUUGAUUCUACUCAAUCCAAGUACGCUAUUCCUGCUGAAAUCAGAACUGGUACCAGAGAUCAAUUAUUUGACUUUAUUGGUGACUGUUUGAAGAAAUUUGUUGAUGAAUUCUUCCCUGAUGGUGUUGAAGGUGAAUUACCUUUGGGUUUCACCUUCUCCUACCCCGCAUCCCAAGACAAGAUCAACCAAGGUGUUUUGCAACAAUGGACCAAGGGUUUUGAUAUUGACGAUGUUGAAGGUCAUGAUGUUGUACCAAUCUUGCAAGCCUCUAUUGAGAAGUACAAUGUUCCAAUUCAAGUUGUUGCUUUGAUCAACGACACCACUGGAACUUUGGUUUCUUCCAUGUACACUGAUCCCGAAGCUAAGUUGGGUUUGAUUUUCGGUACCGGUGUCAACGGUGCAUACUACGAUGUCACUGGUGACAUUCCAAAGUUGGAAGGUAAGUUGGCAAGCGACAUUCCAGCAGACUCUGUCAUGGCCAUUAACUGUGAAUACGGUUCUUUUGAUAAUGAACAUUUGGUGUUACCAAGAACAAAAUACGAUAUCCAAAUCGAUAAGGAAUCUCCAAGACCAGGUAAGCAAAGUUUCGAAAAGAUGAUUUCCGGUUACUACUUGGGUGAAGUCUUGAGAUUGAUUUUGCUUGAAUUGGCUGAAGAAAAAAAGCUUAUAUUUGUCAACCAAGAUUUGUCUAAAUUGAAGAAGGCUUACGUAUGGGAUGCUUCUAUUCCUGCUCGUAUUGAAGAAGAUCCAUUUGAAAACUUGAGUGAUACUCAAGAUUUGAUCUACGGAUCAGUUGGUAUCCAAACCACCUCUCCUGAACGUAAGGUUAUUAGAAGACUUUGUGAAUUGAUCGGUGACAGAUCCGCAAGAUUAUCCAUGUGUGGAAUUGGUGCUAUCUGUAAAAAGAGAGGUUACAAGACUGCCCAUUGUGCUGCUGAUGGUUCCGUUUACAACAAGUACCCUGACUUCAAGGUUAGAGCUGCUAGAGCCUUAAGAGAAAUCUUCCAAUGGUCUGAUGAAGUUAAGGAAGACCCCAUUAUCAUUGUUCCAGCUGAAGAUGGCUCAGGUGUUGGUGCUGCUGUCAUUGCUGCUUUGACCGAACAAAGAUUGAAGAAGGGUCUUUCAGUUGGUAUCAUUGGAGCUUAA
Messenger RNA from Lizanozyma spartinae, 1458 nucleotides. RefSeq names its product hexokinase 2 (gene HXK2). Gene Ontology annotation, cellular component: cytosol; mitochondrion. Gene Ontology annotation, biological process: intracellular glucose homeostasis; glycolytic process; glucose 6-phosphate metabolic process. Lineage: Eukaryota; Fungi; Ascomycota; Pichiomycetes; Serinales; Debaryomycetaceae. Bases 1 to 1458 code for a protein of 485 amino acids. The transcript has a single exon. Gene Ontology annotation, molecular function: glucokinase activity; ATP binding; D-glucose binding. The record is from RefSeq and is a predicted model, not a curated record.